This is a messenger RNA of Ascochyta rabiei, 2571 nucleotides long. RefSeq lists its product as uncharacterized. The coding region runs from base 1 to 2571 and encodes 856 amino acids. NCBI's taxonomy places the organism in Eukaryota, Fungi, Ascomycota, Dothideomycetes, Pleosporales, Didymellaceae. The record is from RefSeq and is a predicted model, not a curated record. Gene Ontology annotation, cellular component: Dsl1/NZR complex. Gene Ontology annotation, biological process: retrograde vesicle-mediated transport, Golgi to endoplasmic reticulum; endoplasmic reticulum to Golgi vesicle-mediated transport; regulation of ER to Golgi vesicle-mediated transport. The transcript is spliced from 6 exons.
AUGGACGACCGCGACGACCGCGAGGCCCGCGUGCUCGACUUCCUCGACGACAAGCUGCAGACGCCCGCCGACCUCGACUCGCUCGACGCCCUGCUGGCCAACGUCACCGCCCAGCACGGCCUCCUGCGCCAGCAGCUCGACGGCGCCCAGCGCGACCUCGACGACGCAAAGCACCGCCAGCGCGCCCACCACCAACAGCUGCAGCUCAAGGCCACCGCCUUCCGCCGCGACCAGCACGACAUCGACCGCCGCCUGCACGUCAUCACCGCCUCCGACUCGAGCGACGAUGCCGUCCCGCGCUUCGAAGCCGUGCUGGCGACGUUGCAGCGUCUCGACGUCGCCGCCGGCUACCUCGAGCUGCUGCGCGACGUCGACGAGCUCAGCAACCACGCCCACGUCCAGCUGCAAACCUCCAACGAGGCGGCCCUGGCCCCCUACAAGCACCUGCGCGAGCUGCACACCCGUCUGACCGCACUCCACCACCACGCAGAGGGCGCCGCCCCGCAGCUGCUCCACCACGUCGCCCGCAUCACACACGCCCUGCGCACAAACAUCCUCGACGCCUUCGCUGCCGACCUCGACCGCCUCCUGGCCAAGCUCCACUGGCCCACCCCCAAGGCCGUCGUCCCCCCGCACCUGCGCCCGGAAUGGGACGCCGCCAUCGUGAAGCUGCUCGACCUGCAGAUGCCAGAGCUCGACGCCAAUCACUAUGCGAGCAGCCCGCCAGACAAGGCCCAACUGCCGCCCGUCCUGUUCCCCUUCCAAGUCCUCGUCCAGCCCCUGGAGAUGCGCUUCCGCUACCACUUCGACGGCGACAAGCCCACCAACCGUCUGGACCGGCCCGAGUACUUCCUCUCCCACGUCACCACCCUCCUCGACGACUACAGCGCCUUCGUCGCCGACUACCUGCAGCCCGUCCUGUUCAAGCACUUCCGCGGCACACCUCUCGCCCUGAACCCCGUCUACAUCGAUGCCAUGUCUGCCUUCAUCACUGCGCUCUUGCCUGUUCUGAGAACCAAAAUCGCCUCGCUGCUGCCCAAGGUAGCUGGCCAGCCUCAGCUGCUCAGCCACCUCAUCCACGAGAUGAUGAGCUUCGACUCCACCGUCAGAGACACGUGGGCGUACGACGGCGGCUAUGGCCUGUCUGGCUGGAACGGUCUGUCGUGGGAAUUCCUCGUUCAAGCCAACUGGUUCGACCAGUGGCUGCGCGUCGAGAAAGACUUCGCCCUCCAGCGCUACCAAAGCAUCGUGGAAGCCGACGAUUGGAAAGACCUCGACUACGAAAGCGUGGACCCCAAAGCCACAAAACCCACAAAGGGUGCCAUCCGUGUCAACGACCUGCUCGAAACGAUAACAGAUCGAUACAGACCCCUGACAUCCUUCAAGCACAAGCUUGCCUUUCUGAUCGACAUUCAAAUCGCCAUAUUCGACCAGUUCCACGAGCGAUUGAGCGAUAACUUGGAAGCCUACCUUCGCAUGACCACCACCCUGGGUCGCGCCAUGACCGGCGUAAGCAGGGAGGAACAGGAGAAGUCGCUUGGCGUCGAGGGGCUGGAGAGCCUCUGCAAAACAUACGGCAGCGCAGACUACCUCGAAAAGGCAAUGCGAGACUGGAGUGACGACGUCUUUUUCCUCGACAUUUGGGACGAGCUGCAGGAUCGUGCUCAGCACGGUGGCAACAUCGGCUCCCGCACCGUUGCCUCGGUCGCGGAACGCACCUCCAGGAACGUCGGAACAAGCGAAAGCGACGCCUCGGACGCGGGCGGUCUUUUCGACGAAACCGCCUCGUGGUACGCGCGCCUACGCGACCGCAGCGAGCAAAUCAUCACCGAGACACUCGUCUCCAACGUCCGGAUGGCGCUGAAGCCGUAUCGUCAGAUCAAUCCUUGGGCCACCCUGAGUUCGUCAGGAGGGAGCGGCAAAGAUCUCAGCCCUACCGCCGAGCUCGACCCGCUGCUCACCCAUCUCAGCACCACCCUAGCGUUCCUGUCCCGCGUCCUGGCACCUGCGCCAUUGCGCCGCAUCGCCAGGGCAGCCCUCGGCACGGUCAACGCCACCCUCUACGACAGUGUCCUGCGAGUCAGUUUCUCGACCCAGGGCGCUGCGCAGCUGAACGCAGAUCUCGAAGCCAUCUGUGCCGUAGUCGACGAAAAGGUCGGAGCGGGCGUAGCUGCAGCCGCAUUGAGGAAGUGCAUCGAAGGCGCUAGCCUUGUCGGCCUGCCUGUUCGAGGCGGCAAGACGUCUGCCAAUACCAGCGGUCAAGGCGAGGAGGAAGGCAUGGAGGCGUGGGGUGCCUGGGCUGCCGAGGAUGCAGACGCAGACGCAGACGCAGACGCAGACUCUUAUGCAGGUGACAAGCCGUCAGGGCCUGCCCCGCCAAAAGCAAUGUCUACGCGUGACGCUGACCAGCACGCCGACAGCGCCGACGCGCUCGGGCUGUGGGAGGUGGAGAAUCGCCUCUUUGCCGACAACCAGAGCGCUCGGGACGUGCUGGAGCAGCUGGGACUCGAGGUCCUAGACGAGAAGGAAGCGAGGCGAUUGUUGAGACUCCGGGUUGAGUUAGCCGGAUGA